GGCUCUGAGAUUCACCUUUCUGCUCCGAGAGAAAACUGGACUAAAAUCACAACUCACACUGAGAAGAGAGAAAUACUGCCUUUACACAACUAAAGGAGGAAAUGCUGUAAUGUACAGAGAAUUUAACUCACUGCUGACUGAAUCAGUAAGUUUUAAACAUUGACAGCAAAGUGAAAGUAAACUUCAGACGACAGCAGGAGGGUGUGACUGGGUGAUAAAAUGGCAUCCAGCUCGUCUCUCCCAGAGGAGGAUCUCUCCUGUCCUGUGUGCUGUGACAUCUUUAAAGAUCCUGUCCUGCUGUCAUGUAGCCACAGCUUCUGUAAAGCCUGUCUGCAGGAAUACUGGAAGGGGAAUAUAGAAAAGAAUUGUCCAGUUUGCAGAAAAAAAUCAUCAAGGGAUUCCCCUCCCCUCAACCUGGCUCUGAAGAACCUGUGUGAGUCCUUCUUACAGGAGAGACGUCAGAGAGCUUCAGCAGGGUCUGAGGUGCUCUGCAGUCUGCACAGUGAGAAACUCAAGCUCUACUGUCUGGAUGAUAAACAGCCAGUGUGUUUGGUGUGUCGGGACUCUAAACUACACUCCAACCACAGAUUCAGACCCAUCGAUGAAGCUGCACAGGGUCUCAAGGAGGAACUCCAGCCUGCUCUGAAGUCCUUACAGAAGAAGCUGAAGGUCUUUAAAAGAGUUAAACAAACCUGUGAUCAAACAGCAAAUCACAUUAAGAUCCAGACCCAGCAAACAGAGAGGCAGAUUAAGGAGGAGUUUAAGAAGCUUCACCAGUUUCUACAAGAGGAAGAGGAGGCCAGGAUAGCUGCACUGAGGAAGGAGGAGAAGCAGAAGAAUCAGGUGAUGAAGGAGAAGAUUGAGGGGCUGAGCAGAGAGAUAUCAACACUUCCACACACUAUCAGAGCCAUAGAGGAGGAGCUGAGAGCUGAAGACAUCUCAUUCCUGCAGAACUACAAGGACACAAUGAAAAGAGCCCAGUCCACUCUGCCGGAUCCACAGCUGGUCUCAGGAGCGCUGAUAGACGUGGUCAAACACCUGGGCAACCUGACCUUCAGAGUCUGGGAGAAGAUGCAGGACAUUGUCACAUGCACUUCUGUGACUCUGGACCCCAACACUGCCCACCCACACCUCAUCCUGUCUGAGGAUCUGACCACUGUGAGAUACAGUCAGGAGAGACAGCAGCUUCCUGACAACCCAGAGAGGUUUGAAGACUAUACAUGGGUCCUGGGCUCUGAGGGCUUUAACUCAGGGACACACAGCUGGGAUGUUGAGGUUGGAGACAGUACACACUGGAACCUGGGUGUGUUAACAGAGUCUGUCCAGAGGAAGGGAGUCUUACAGGGUGGAAGCUGGGUAAGCUUGUUCUAUGAUGGUGAAUACACAGCAAUAUCCUCAUCAGGUCAAAACACUGCUCUCACAGUGAGACAGAAACCUCAGAGGAUCAGAGUGCAGCUGGACUGGGACAGAGGAAAGCUGUCAUUCUCUGACCCUGAUAGAAACACAUGCCUACACACAUUCUCACUCACCUUCACUAAAAGUGUGUUUUCAUUCAUUCGAAAUAGCUGCAUUCUCCACCCUCUGAGGAUCUUACCAGUGAAGGCCUCUGUAACAGUAGAACAGCACAGUCAUUAGAGCUGGUACCACCUCUAUCUGGAACAGUAGAACAGCACAUUGGGUGUGUUUACAACUUUCCUGUCAUGAAGUAAAACAACCUCUAACAUGAGCAUCCAGGUACAAAGAACAAAGAUCAACGAUCAAUAUUUUAGGUAGAAUGAUGCUCUUCGUGUUUGACAGUAUAUAUCAGAAGUCAGGAGUCUUUUAGCAUGCAGGACUAAUAUACACAACACCUGUUUAUGCUGUAAUGUGCAUGUACACUGUGAUAAAAGAAUUGUAUCUUUUUUCUACAAAUAUUUGCCAAAACAUUUGCUUAGACACCUUACUUAAUUGUGAUACUUGUAUACUGCUGUUCAUGAAUGUUGACUGUACUAAGCUUUAGUUUCUUUGAGCUCAUAAAAUAUUAUAAUCUAUGAAAUGAUGUGAUAGUUUACACUGUCUUUCAUCUCUCACGUUCUCCCGAGUUUGAUUUAUACAAUUCACUAUUUUACCUCUUGAGGGAGGAAGAGUACAGCAGAUUCUUUCAACCUUGUUGAACCAGUUUAGAAACGGUACAAAACUCCACUGUUGAUCAAGCAUCACAUUCAAAACUGAAGGGUGGGCAUGUUUAAACAACUUUAUUACAAUACAGAAAAUCCCAACAAUAGAAAUCAGAGGUAAAAAAACACAUGAUCAAAGGUCAGCGCUCCAAAGUAUCACGCAUUUGCCAUGAGACUCACGCGUUUCAACAAUAUCUCACUCUCACGUGUGACGGACAACUCGUCCGCACAGUGACACCACAACCUGGACAGUUUCACCUGUCAUGCAUGUUCACAUCCAGUUGGACCUUACACUUUUCUUUCUUCGUGUUAUCAUUACAAAUGACAGAUACACUUUUGUUGUAUCAUAUCACAUCCAUUGCUUUACUAACUUUGAUCUGCAGAUCUACCUUCCUUGGUUGCCUGAAUGACCGGUCAUGACCGCAGCAUGGCCGUCGUGUACCCCUUAAGGUCGUCCGGCUGGAAACCGGUGCCUUAAGUAGGGUUCCAGGGGAUCUGGGGAAGACCAUCAGGGGUUUCAGUGCGGGGGAACAGUCGAACAUUAUCAGGCCUUUAAUCUAAAGAAAGUAUCCAUGAGACAUUAACCCCUGGAUCAUUAUGCAUUUAGUGAAUAAGACUGGUUAAUGCCACAUUGGUAUUUUUGAAGGGUACACAUAAUAGUCUGUUUAUGACUCUGAGGUGGUGUUGCUGCCCCUCCUGUGGCAGAGUGGGCUAGGUCCGCCCUAUGAAGGGUUGUUGGGUUUGGGGGAGCAGAGGAGGGUUUUCUCAGACAUCCGGUAGGUGGACCUCUGUUGAAGAGGCUGAGGAAUGUCUGUGUUUUAUUGUUUCUUUUCACGUUCUUUGAUUUACUUUGUUCAUGUGUUUCUACCAUUAUGUUAAGUAAUAAAUCCUUAAAUAUGC
Molecule: messenger RNA, 3056 nt
Organism: Osmerus eperlanus (European smelt)
Lineage: Eukaryota; Metazoa; Chordata; Actinopteri; Osmeriformes; Osmeridae
Product: nuclear factor 7, ovary-like
Exons: 6
Coding region: 220-1635 (471 amino acids)
Biological process (GO): protein ubiquitination
Cellular component (GO): cytoplasm
Molecular function (GO): protein binding; ubiquitin protein ligase activity; zinc ion binding
Source: RefSeq, a predicted model, not a curated record